Molecule: messenger RNA, 1410 nt
Organism: Soboliphyme baturini
Lineage: Eukaryota; Metazoa; Nematoda; Enoplea; Dioctophymatida; Soboliphymatidae
Source: the annotation of a GenBank genome assembly
AUGUGGAUCCAACAGCCAGACGUAUUGAGAUCUUGGCUAACGGUUACCUUAGCACCAAUAUGCGACGCAGAUCCUGCAGCAUUAGCCAAGUAUGUGAUGGCAUUGCUAAAAAAGGAGAAGCCGGAACAAGAGCUAAAAGAUUUUUGUGUCGAGCAGUUGGAUGUUUUCCUUCAGAAAGAAACUAAAGCGUUUGUCGAAAAGCUGUUUGCUGUCAUUCAAGAUAAAUCUUAUAUGGAGCAGAGCGGUGUCGUUGAGGGUCCCGAAUUACCGGUAGAGCAUGACCAGGUGCCUGGCAAAAGCAGCGGAGGCGGCCGUGCGUCCAGUUCCGAUGAACGCGGUCUGAGAAACGGUGAGAAGGGUUAUUGUAUGCGAGGUGACAAUUGUCCUUAUGACCAUGGUCCGGAUCCCGUCGUAGUGGAAGACUUGCCCCUUCCAAGUAUGUUUCGGCCGAUCAAACCGCCUGCCCCGAAUUUUUCCGUACCGCCGCCUGGUUACAUCCCGGUACAUCCUCCACCUCCAGGCGUUGAUUCAAACACUUUUCAGCCGGAAGCGUACAAUCCAGAGGCGCCAUCACUAACUUCACCUGCAACCGUACCGGCUGCAGUUCCGCCUCCUCCAUACAGUCAGCCACCGCCUCCAAUUUGGACUCGUCCACCUCCUUCUUUGAUACCUUUCGGUCACGCUUUCCCUGGACUUCGACAGCCUGCCGUUAGGCCCAUGAAUGACGUCAUUUGCCGAAAACGGUUGCCCACUGAUCGUUUGGGCGGCGGUAGAACAUUUUCGUCGUCUUAUGACAGAAGCAACCGAACUCUUGAGAUUAGACGCAUCCCGCUGGUGCUCAAUACGAUCACAAAGUUGAACGAACAUUUUUCACAGUUCGGCCAAAUAACCAACAUUCAGGUUCGUUACGAUGGCGAUCCGGAAGCAGCCCUCAUCACUUAUGCCAACCGUGACAUGGCUGUUGCCGCCUAUCGCUCUACAUCACCAAUUUUGAACAAUCGUUUCAUAAAAGUAUUUUGGCAUCAGGGUGAAGGCGAGCAGCCAUCGUCUGCAACCGAUGGCGGCCACGGUGGCUUUAUUCGUUCUUCCGUCAAAGACCGGCUUGGAACAAAUGUUGUUGCUUCCUCUUCCACUUCGACUGUUGCGGUCGGUGGCACUUUAACGAAAACCACUUUGAGCAGUGCAGAUUCAGUUAGGGCACUUAGCACGUCGAAUGCAACGAACGAAGGCGAGUUUGAAAAUGAACAUAUGAAAACAAGCAAAUUGGUGCUUCGAAGGGAAGAUCGAUUUAAGGUUAGAACGAUUUCCAUAAUCGACCUUCUGCGGCUUCCAGGCCACUUUGGAUAUGCAGUACCAGAUGUUUCAGAGAUAUUCUGUUUUUCACUGGUUCUUUUCUAUAAGUUAGGAUAG